Molecule: messenger RNA, 2606 nt
Organism: Trematomus bernacchii (emerald rockcod)
Lineage: Eukaryota; Metazoa; Chordata; Actinopteri; Perciformes; Nototheniidae
Product: nuclear factor 7, brain-like
Molecular function (GO): zinc ion binding; protein binding
Source: RefSeq, a predicted model, not a curated record
CACACACACACACACACGGACUAUAAGAUUCAACUUUACACCAAACACACCUCUUCCACUGAGAGGACGUCCACAGGAGGGAAUACUGGAAUACCUUCCACUUCAAGCAGCUGCUGAAUCCACACACUGAGAGUUUGACCAGAACAAAGACUCAAAGUGAAAGUAAGUCUCAGGGAACAGGGAGCAGCUGCUGCUGAGUUUACUGCUUCACUCACAGACAACAUGGCUUCCAGAUUAGAGGAAGAUCUCUGCUGUACUGUCUGCCAUGACAUCUUUAAAGAUCCUGUGGUCCUGUCAUGCAGCCACAGCUUCUGUAGAGACUGUCUGCAGAACUGGUGGACGGAGAAAGUCAUCAAAGAGUGUCCACUUUGUAAGAGACCUUCAGUUUAUGAACCUCCCUGUAACCUGGUGUUAAAGAACCUGUGUGAGAGUUUCCUACAGGAGAGAGGUCAGAGAUCUCCAGAGGCUCUCUGCAGUCUGCACUCUGAGAAACUCAAACUCUUCUGUCUGGACCAUCAGCAGCCAGUGUGUCUCGUCUGCAGAGAUUCAAAGAUCCACAAAAAACACAGUUUCAAACCCAUCGAUGAAGCUGCUCAGGAUCUCAAAGAGGAGCUUCAGGAAACUCUGCAGCCCUUCAAGAAGAAGUUAGAGACUUUUGAAGAAGUUAAAGUGAAGUUUGAUCAAACAGCAGAACACCUGAAGGUCCAGGCUCGACGCACAGAGACGCAGAUUAAGGAGCAGUUUAAGAAGCUUCACCAGUUUCUAGAAGAGGAAGAGGAGGCCAGGAUGGCUGCACUGAGGGAGGAAGAGGAGCAGAAGAGGAGGAUGAUGGAGGAGAAGAUGGAGGCUGUGAGCAGAGAGAUAGCAGCUCUUUCACACACAGUCAGAGCCACAGAGGGAGCUGAGAACGUCUCCUUCCUGCUCAACUACAAGGCUGCAGUGGAGAGGCUGCAGCGCCCCCUGCUGGAGGAUCCACAGCUGCCCUCAGGAGCUCUGAUCGACCAGGCCAAACACCUGGGCAACCUCAGCUUCAACAUCUGGAGCAAGAUGAAGGACUUGGUGUCCUACUCUCCUCUCAUCCUGGACCCAAACACUGCUGAUCCAAACCUCAUCCUGUCUGAAGAUCUGACCAGUGUGAGAAAAAAAGAAGAGGAGGAAGAGGAGGUAGAGGAGCGAGAGGAGGAAGAGGAGGAACUUCCUGAUAAUCCAGAGAGGUUUGAUUACAGCUCUGUCCUGGGCUCUGAGGGCUUUAACUCAGGGACUCACAGCUGGGAAGUCCAGGUUGGAGACAGUACAUGCUGGGAUCUGGGUGUGUUAGCAGAGUCUGUCCAGAGGAAGGGAGACAUAGAGCCUGGAUUAUGGAGAAUAGAGUAUGAUGAAGGUGAAUACUCAGCACGGUCACCAUCAGAUCCAGAAACUCCUCUCAGCCUGCAGAAGGAGCUCCAGAGGGUCAGAGUGAAUCUGGACUGGAACAGAGGAAAGCUGUCGUUCUCUGAUCCUGACACUAACACACACAUACACACCUUCACACACACUUUCACUGAGAGGAUGUUUCCAUACAUUGGCAAUUACAAUGUACACACACUUAAGGUGUUACCUGUGAAGGUCUCUGUGUCUCUGUGACUGUAGAACAACAGAUAUAGAUGAUGAUGAUGAUGAUGAUGAUGAUGAUGAUGAUACUUGUAUCACCUACAAUUCUGAGACUUGUUUAAGGCAGAAAGAUUUAUCUUGAAAAUGCUCCACUUGGAAGAUAAUGUGUAACUCGUCUAAAUAUGUAAAUGCUCACCUGACUAAAGCGAGCGCUGACAGAGUGAUCACAGGUUUAGCCAAGUACUCCAUGCUCUGGUGCUCCACGAUGCUGUCGACCGCUUUCCCGUAGUAGUACGGGAUGAAGGCCUCACCUGCAGGACAAAAGGACAAAUAAAUAUCAUGUUAGUUUCAUGUGAAUAUCAUGUGAAUAUCAUGUGAAUAAGAGCUGGACACAAACAGGGGUUUCUGGGUCUUAACCGUUCUGAUAUUUCACAUCAUCAAUUAGCAAGUAAAUUGCACAAGAUCUGAGUACUUCUAAGUAAAAACACUUUUUCAAAUGUUUUAUUUUUUGGGGUGACAAACAAAAAGCAACACCAGGGUAACUUUUUUGUAACCCUUUAAAACAAACUAAUAACAAAGACAAUUUUUAAAAAAUGACAAAGUAAAUAAAACAAUAAUAACAUAUGUUUCAUAAUGACUUCAGAGUUUGAUUGACAAAAAAAAGAUAUUGUCAACUAUAUUAGUAGAUUGUAAUUUAUAAAAUGUGUAAUACAUCCAAAAUGUCUUUCUAGCCACUUAAUUGCGAGGAUUUGAUGCUUUACUUUGUUUUAUGUAAUGAACAUGGAGGAUUGAGAACAUGUUUGGUUAAAAUGGGUCUAAUAAUGGAUAUUUUGAUAUACACCAAUAAUGAUUAUGAGUCAAAGUAUAAUCUGCAGAAUAAUCAAUGAUAGAGUUUUAACAAUGUUAGGAGUCACUUUAAAGGUGCAGGGACAUGUAAUGGAGCUUUCUUUUAAAUUGUAUUAAAUGACUUAUAUGCAAUAUAUCUUCAACAAUAAAUCCACUUUGCUCUAUCCUGA